AUGUCCCCAGCAUCUUCAUCCGAUACAUAUGAACAAUUCAAACGCGCUUUCCGAAAUCUUUUCCGGCGUCGCAAGUUCAACAUCAACGUUCCUGCAGUGGUAAAGCCGCAAGCGCCGACGCGUCCACCACGCCCACGCUCCGCUUCGGCCGUCGCAGCUCCCGAAGUCUUCAACAGCCCAGACGUUCCUUCAUGGCCUAUGUUUAAUCAGCUACCGCAGAGCGGUGGUCUUUAUUGUGCGCCCGUUGAGCUGCCAGGUUCGCUCGCACCCCUUCUCCAGCAUCGCUCCAAGUCCGACGCAGGACAGCCUGUAUAUCAUUCGGACCUUUUCAGCGAGCUGGACGCCACUUCGAUCCGACGAUUGAGUGUCAUUGGAAGCGAUGUGGCCGAUGAUGAAGACCUGACCGAAGCAUAUAUGGAGCUUCAAGCCGAGCUGGAUGCCCAAAAAGCAUUGCGAGUGGACGAAGAACAAGCCACAUCAGACCAACCUACACAAUCAGCACUUGAGCAGCAGUCUCAAACAACAGACGAACAAUCGACAGCACAACCAGAACUAGAACAGACACAGGACGAUGCAAUCUUCGAGGAUGCAGAGGAGCAUCUUUCCCAGGAAACCGAAACCAAAGACCUUGUAGACCCAGCAAAUAUUGCCCUUCCAGAAGAUUCAGACUCGGGUAUGUUUGAUCUCCCGCUCCCAUCUCCAUACACAUGGCUAACCGAUUCAGACUUGGAGGAAGACGACGUCUCGGUCGUAUGCAACGCCGAAGAGCUGGCUAGAAAUGACUCGGCAAACGGCGGCAAGGUCUUCCACGACGAUUCUAGCUCUCUCUACAGCACUGAUGAGUCAGAAAUCGACGCCGAUUCCACCACAGAUGCAGCUACUGUUUCCACGCCCCGCACUGCUUCUUUGCUCAGAGCAGACAUGAUGGAGUAUUUCGACGAAAAGAUACCAGUACUUUCCGAAUCCCCUCAGGUCUUGCCUCUUGUUCCUGCUCCUGGAAUGGCUGCAACCUCUGGACCCCUCGAGGAAUUCUCAUGGUGA
This is a messenger RNA of Aureobasidium musti, 1041 nucleotides long. The record is from the annotation of a GenBank genome assembly. NCBI's taxonomy places the organism in Eukaryota, Fungi, Ascomycota, Dothideomycetes, Dothideales, Saccotheciaceae.